GAUCGAUUUGCGCAGGCAAAAGAAAACAGCUCGGGGGAACAAAUGGGAUGGCAAUGGGGACACUCACUCACUCACUCUCUCUCUCUCCCCCUCUCACUCAGCCCGUAUAGAUGCGGUGCUGCUCGGUGUUGUCAUUGUCAUCGCAGCCCGCCGUCGUGCACAUCUGCCAGAACUCCCGUACACCUGCACACACACACACACGCACACAUACACACACACACACGCGUGUUCACUCAUUCACUCACCCAUGCCCUCAUAAAUCAGAGACGUACCUUCCACAAUCCAGUUCCGAUUCGUGUGUGCGCCGUUCCUCUCCAUCUGUCUCGGCACGCUGCUGCUCUCUCCCGCCGUGCCUGCCGGCUGCAUGCCCCAAUAGCGCGGCAUCGUCUCACCACCCGCCCUCGUCCGCGGCGUCAACACGGGUCGCACCUCACGGUGCACAUUGGCAUUGUUGGAAGCGGGUGUAUGCCAGGGGUCGGUGGGCCACAUCGGGGCAUCAGACUGAUACGCAUAGCGCACCACACGGGGCGGGCGGGACGACGGCGCAGCGUAGUAGCGGACGUAGGAAGUGGUCUGAAAGGCCUGAGGGGGCGGAUGGUACACUGUAGCGGCAAGAGGGGCGGGCGGAGGAGUGGGGGGCGGGUAGGGCGCCUGGAAGGUGGGCGGGAGAGACACGGGAGGCGACACAGCACCACCAACAGCACCAGCCACAGGGUGUGCGAAUCGGGGAGUCGACGCAUAGUGUGCUGCAGGGGCAGGGAGGGGAGUCAUCGCCCGCGGCGGGGGGGACGGGGGCGGCAGGUUGUUGUUAUUGUUGUUGUAGUUGUUGUUGUUGGAGGCACUGGCAGCUGGGCCGGCCGUGACCAUCCUGACAAGAAGCGUCGAUCGGGAAGGCGCCACGCUCGAGCCCUCGGGACGGUCACGAGCAGACCAACCACGCCUGACACAAGAGAGCCCGGCCGGCAUUGGUCAUUUUGCCACCUCCCUUCUGCCCUCAUGUCUCUCUCCCCGUACCUACCUGGAUUGCUGGUCCUCCUCGUGCAGCCUUGGUUGCUGGUCGGGAGGGCUACCAAACCCACGGCCCACCGGCCCGCCAUUCCCAUUCUGGCGCGGUGAGUCCUUGCCCCCUCUCGUGACCACGCGGAUCUUGACGCCCAGCGAUCCGUUCUCUCUGCGAUACACAGUGCCGUUGCCGAUCGACCCUCGGGGAGAGUAGUCGCCUGCACCACGUCGGCCGGCGAGACACAUGUAUAAGAAUAUGAAGCCGUCCCUUUUCUUCGGUGAGUGAGUGAAGUUUGUGAGUUCCGUACUUCCUUCUUGGUUGAGGCUCCCGUGGUUGAAGCUGCCGUGGUUGACGCUCCUGCUGGCGGGGCUGAUGGAUGUCUCUUCUCGGUUGACCUGCGGCGGGCUGUUCCGCUGGUACUGGUCUUGCACGAGCCGGAGGGCCAUCGUCAUGUCGCCCUCGGCGGCCCGGACGGCACGCUGCACUAUGAUCGGGUCAAGGGUGGGGAAGGCUUGCAAGACCACACGGAAACACGCAUUCUCAAUCUCUGACAAAUGAAUGAACACCAGACAGUUCAGGUGAGUGUGCGUCUUGUGUCUCCUGUGUCUGUCUUAUGCUGACCAUCUUGCUCAAACUGCUCCCUCAGAGCUUCUGCGAUGGGCAUGGAGGUCUGUUCGGGGGCGGGUGGGCCAGCAAUGGCCGGCAAGGGGCUGCGACGGCCGGUGUUCAGCAGCUGCUCGGGACGCCGUGCGCGACGACCAAGCCUGACCACCCACAGACAGACCAAGCGACAUGUCUUUCUUUCUUUCUACGGCAGCGUACGUGCGUACCUCUCCUGCAUCUGUCUGACGAUCCCAUGGGCCCCAUCGCUGGUCUCGCGGAUGCGCCUCAUAUAGACUUCAAAGUGCUCACCCGUCCACUCCCCGGCGAAGCUCUCCGCCUGGACCAACUUGCCAGCCUCGAGCAACUCCCAGCCCCCGGACACCCCCUCACGCCGCGGCUCCGUCAGCCCAUCACCCCACUGCUCCUCGUCUGCCACUGCCGCCAUCUCGCGUCUCCUCUCGGUGAAAUCGUCUUCUUCGUAUUCGUGGUCGUCUUCCUGACCCUCUGUGUCGGCCUCCCGGUCUCUGUCUCUGUCUUGAAUAAUCAAGGGGUCUCUCAACGGCGGGGGGGCUGAUGGGGCAGAAGGGCCGUCCUCGCUGCUGUCGGUCAUGAAGGCAGGAUAGGCGUGAAUGUCGGGCUGCCGCGGGAUGUACUUGGGGAUGCGCGGCAUCUCCCACGCCUCCUCCUUCGGCCGUGACACCUCUGGAGCGUUGUCAUGGUAUCCUGCAGCCGAGUCACCUGCCUCAGCGGCCGCUGCUGCUGCUGCUGCUGGGGACGGCAGGGGCAGGGCAGGGAUGCGGGGCGAAGAGAGGCAGCUGAACGGGGGCGAGGGACAUGGCCGCGGCUGGCGGGAAGGGCGGUAGAUCUGCACAUCCAGGUCGGUGACGCGGGAGGACCCGUUGGGAAUGCUCCUGGGCGGCGACCGCAGGUGGACCUCAACAGUUGGCAUGGACGGCCCACGCUUGACUGUGUUGAUCCCCUGUUCCUUGCACGCCACCUCCGUCUGGGUCUCCAUUGCACAGAGAGGUGCGGCCUGAUCGCCGACGGCAGCAUCCGCAAUGACAGGGCUGGCCUGGGUGUCCUUGUGGAAGGCUGGCGGCGGGGGGAGUGGGUCAGUGGUGCUGUGGCGGAGAGAGAAGACGCUCGCGCCGGUUUGCUGCGAGAAGGGUUCGGUCGACGGAACAGCAGCAACCUGAAAGCGAUCAAAGUCAUACAAGCGUCAAUUUACCCGUGAAUGUCCCUCCCUCUCUCUCUCUCAGUCCUGCUGGCUCACCUGUUUGGUGGCUGUCGCCACCAGGCCGCGUGUGUCGACGCCGCCCUCCCGCGUCUGCGCGUUGACGGUGGCCACGCCCGUCGCCCUCACGGCAGCCUUGUCGGUGUUGACUCCCCCCUCCAUCACAUGUGGCUGGACCUGCACACCGCUUGCCUUGCCGUGCGGGUUCGCCUGGGUUGCCACGCAGUGCCGAUCGGGCCGUGCCUCUACCGACUUCUGACACAUGUGCGGUUUCUGCUCCUUCUCCGUAACCACUGCCGUCUCUUUGGUAUCGACGAGACUUUGCACUCCCUGGUGCACCAGCAGGGGCGCGGGGGCGGGGGGAGGGGGGGCCAUUUCCACCGCAAUCGACUUGGUCACUGGUCGCAUCUCUGUUGCGAUGGAGGUCAUCUCGGGUGCGGCCAUGGUUGUCCCAUCUCUCAUCGCAGUUGAGGCCUGGACGCCCCCCUCUUGCACGGUGCUGACGGCCAUCACUCCCGCCUCGUGUGUGGGUGGAGGGGGCGGGGGCACUGCCUGGACGCUCUUCUCCUCCCCCCAUGGCAGAGCGGUCGUGUCGGUCGAUGUGGUCUUGAAACGGGGGGCUGCGAUGGGGUCGGUUGCCGUGUCUUUCGUCUUGAGCAGGUGGGCCGUGUCGGUGGACUUGGCGCGUACAGACGGGCUGGCUUGGGUGGUGCUGCUGUGGAGGGACGCUUUGGCCGUGUUGGUGCCAAUGGUGGACUGGAAGAGCCCUGUGUAAGUGUCGGUGGUCUUCUCGGCCAGGGAGACCAGGCCCGUUGUCAUCGUGUCAACCGUCUGCUGCACCAGCCGCUCCGUCCCGACAGACUUCUCCCCCCUGCUGGUGGCCUCAGUGCUGACUGCGAUCGAAGAGGUGUAUCUGCUGUCCUGUGUGCCCAUAUCGGCCAUCUGCUUGGUUGCCGAGACGCCCUGCUCCAUAGUAGUGGGGGGCACCGGCAGGAGGUCGGCCAUGAUGGCCGUGCUGGUGAUGUCCUUGCUGUCCGUCAUGGUGCUCAUCGACGCCAGCUGCUGGGGAAGCGUGUUGAUGCCCGCCUCGCAGAUUGGCACGUUGGUGCCGUCAGACGCGUCGCUGAGGGAUGGCUUGUCCGUCGAUGUGCCGUAAGACCGCACCUCCACGUCGGUCGAGACAAACACGGAGGCCUUGGCCACUUCCAGUGUCUCGGUGGUGGCGUGCUUGAGCGACGGGCCGUCAGUCAUUGUGCCCAUCGGCAUCGACAAGGGCAGCACGGGAGACACCCCUGCGUCGACUGUGUGGAGGAUAGCGCGGUCACCCACGGCCGUGUCCUUCAUCUCGGGGUGGUAAGUUCUCAGCAUGAGGUCGUGAUGCAGCUCCGUCACGGUGAUGUCCGUGUUGCAAUCCGCCUCAGAGCAAUCCUUCGUGGCCGUGUUGACAGCAACUGUCGACGCGCCCACUUGGGUAAAUGCGGCGGCAUCAACCAUAGCCACAUACGCCCCAACGCCCCUCUCCUGGCUGGCCAGCGGCAGGGGCACCUCUCCACCACAGGAAAUGUCGGUCAGCUGGGGGGCAGACUGCACGCACUGGUCGCUCAUGGCAGCGGUUGAUCGGGUCAUGUCUUGCACGGGCAGGGCGGUGCUGCUGAAGGUCCUCAGGAAGCUGCUUGUGUAGCUCGUCUGCGAGGCCGCAUUGGCCAGAGGAGCGCCCGCCUGCACGCCCGCCUCCUCGCGAACACCCACAGGGGCACCUUUGCUGCUGGGCGGUGGGGCGGCCGAGGGCUUGUCCUUCUUCCCCUCAGUGACCCCCCCGUCCCUCUGGCGCUUGUCUUGGGGCAGUGGGGGAGGCGGGGCUGCAGUGGGCUGGAUGUCACGGAUGACAAUGGUGGGCUGGUUGGCGAGCACUGGGCGGGCUGGCGAGGAGCCAUUGGCAGCAGAGAGGCCCGUGUCUUGGUAAGCCAGAGAGGGGCUCGGUCUGCCGGCAGAGGGCCCCGGCCCCUCGCCGCCUGCAUCGACAGCCCUGCUUCCACCAAAGGAGGACAGACACAAAGAGAGACGUGACAUCAGAUACGAAUCUUCUUGAGACACCUGUACCUGUGUUCCGCCUCUUCGCAUUCGGGAUCCUGACCCUCCCUCGUGGCAAGCUCCCCCCUCACCGACAUGGCCCGCGAUGCGUACGAGACAAAGGCAGCGGCGUCCGAUCGUGCCGGCGUGUGCCAGCCAUGCGAGCCUCCCGUUCCGUCGUCACCCAAGCGAAAAAACGCCCUCCCCAAGUCCGACGACGUGGUCGCAUCGCCUCGGGCUUCGGCCCUUCUGGGCGGUUCUGCCUGCGGUCCGCUGGCGACGGGCUCUUCCUCUUGCCGGAUGCUCGUGGGACCUUGGUCGGCAGCUGCAGCAGCAGCAGCGGCAGCGGCAUUGCCUGCCGUCUCGCGCUCGCCGUUGCCGUUGUUGCCAUUGGCAGCAUCUGCUGCGGCCUCUUCGCGGCUUCUGGAGCGGGAAGGGAGGAACGCAGCAGCCCACAUGACGGUUCAAGGGACUUUGAAUGUCUCUACUAGCU
This is a messenger RNA of Vitrella brassicaformis, 5403 nucleotides long. The record is from the annotation of a GenBank genome assembly. NCBI's taxonomy places the organism in Eukaryota, Vitrellaceae.